Xiphias gladius (swordfish) is the source of this 1763-nucleotide messenger RNA. RefSeq names its product solute carrier family 30 member 7 (gene slc30a7). Bases 100 to 1299 code for a protein of 399 amino acids. Gene Ontology annotation, molecular function: zinc ion transmembrane transporter activity. The transcript is spliced from 11 exons. Gene Ontology annotation, cellular component: Golgi apparatus; membrane. Gene Ontology annotation, biological process: zinc ion transport; intracellular zinc ion homeostasis; transmembrane transport. The record is from RefSeq and is a predicted model, not a curated record. NCBI's taxonomy places the organism in Eukaryota, Metazoa, Chordata, Actinopteri, Istiophoriformes, Xiphiidae.
GAAACCUGCCCAAACCGGAAGUUGACAGUUAGCAUACCGUAGCUACGUUUCCCCAGUGAGUGAGUGAGUGUGUGUGAGUGUGUGUGUUCAGGUGUGAAGAUGUUGCCUUUAUCUAUUAAAGACGACGAGUACAAACCCGCCAAGUUCAACCUGCUGGUGAAGCUCUCGGGAUGGUUCAGGUCGAUCCUGGCGGAUAAAACCUCCAGGAACCUGUUCUCCUUCCUCUGCCUCAAUCUGUCCUUCGCCUUCGUGGAGCUCAUGUACGGCAUCUGGAGCAACAGUUUAGGUCUCAUCUCAGACUCCUUCCACAUGUUCUUUGACUGCACCGCCCUGCUGGCAGGUCUGGCAGCCUCCGUCAUCUCCAGGUGGAGAUCCAACGACAGCUUCUCCUACGGUUAUGUGAGAGCGGAGGUGCUGGCAGGCUUCGUCAACGGACUCUUCCUCAUCUUCACAGCCUUCUUCAUCUUCUCUGAAGGAGUCGAGAGAGCCUUGGAGCCUCCUGAUGUUCACCAUGAGCGGCUGCUUCCCGUCUCUGUGGCCGGUCUGCUGGUGAACCUGGUCGGGAUCUUUGUAUUCCAUCACGGAGGACACGGACACUCACAUGGAGAGGAAGGCCAUGGUCACAGUCACUCUCUGUUUAACGGCAGUCUGAAUCACGGCCACAGUCACGGAGGUCACGACCACCAGAGCAAACACACAGACAGGCAUGGACACGGAGGACACGGACACAGUCAUGACAGUCAUGACAGUCAUGGACACAGUCAUGACAGUCAUGGACACAGUCAUGGUGGACACGGCCACAGCCAUGAGGAGCCACACUGUCACGAUGAGCUGCACACGCCGGGGAAAGGCUCCAGUAAACAGAUCCUGCAGGGUGUCCUCCUGCACAUCAUCGCUGACACUCUGGGCAGCAUCGGCGUGAUCAUCUCCGCUCUGCUGAUGCAGAAAUACGACCUGAUGAUCGCUGAUCCCAUCUGCUCCAUGCUGAUCGCCAUCCUCAUCGGAGUCAGCGUGGUGCCUUUACUGAGGGAGUCCAUCGGGAUCCUGAUGCAGAGGACUCCUCCUUCACUGGACAAUGCCCUGCCAGAGUGUUACCAGAGGGUGCAGCAGCUACAGGGAGUGUACAACCUGCAGGAGCCUCACUUCUGGACCCUGUGUACUGACGUUUACAUCGGGACAUUAAAGCUGCUGGUCGCCCCCGACGCCGACACCCGCUGGAUCCUCAGCCAGACUCACCACAUCUUCACACAGGCGGGGGUUCGACAGCUCUACGUUCAGAUCGACACGGCGGCCAUGUAGAUGAUCCUCCUCUCGACACCUGGGACCAAUCGCAUUCAGUCUGCUGCUGCUGGUGACCCCUGACCCCCCCCCCGGAGAGUCACUGCAGACAGACUGAAGGGGGGGGGCAAUGAGAACUGUGACCUGAUGAACUCAAAGAGCCCCUCCCCCACCUGUUUUUAUUUUAAUGUACCCUUUUAAGUGGGCUGCGUGACCCCCCCCCACCCCCACUCUCUCUCCUGGAGCAGAAUAUUCUUGCUAAGUGCCUUCAUCGUGACUCAGAGACAAACUGAGCCCCCCGCCCCGCCCCCUCUGUGGCAUCACUGCUGGGACCAAACCGCUGCCAGCUGAUUGGUCUGUGGUGAGUGUGUGUGUGUGAUGUCACUGCCUGUUUUUAACGUGCCAAACCAUGUGACCAGUCGGAAGGUUUCAGUCUUUUCAACUGUAAUAAAUAAAUCGGUUUUUCUGAGCUGAUUAUUAAUGAU